Molecule: messenger RNA, 759 nt
Organism: Cordyceps militaris CM01
Lineage: Eukaryota; Fungi; Ascomycota; Sordariomycetes; Hypocreales; Cordycipitaceae
Product: nucleoside-diphosphate-sugar epimerase, putative
Exons: 3
Coding region: 1-759 (252 amino acids)
Source: RefSeq, a predicted model, not a curated record
AUGAAGCUCAUCGUCGUCGGCGCCACGGGCCUCAUCGGCACCGAAGUCAUCCGGCAGGCCCUCUCCCACCGCUCCAUCACCUCCGUCGUCGCUCUCGGCCGGCGUCCCACGCCGCCGCCCACGAGCAUCCCCGCCGGCGACCCGGCGCUCGACAAAUUCCAGUCGGUGACCCUGCCCGACUUUGCCCACUACCCCGACGACGUCAAGAGCCAGCUCUCCGGCGCCGACGCCUGUAUUUGGCUUCUGGCUAUUACGCCGACGGCGUCCAAGACGAUGGACUGGGAGGUCGUCCAAAACGUCUGCGUCGACUACGUGAUGGAGGGCUUCCGCGUGCUGCAGCAGCUGCCCCGGCCGCAAGGCGGCGGCAACAAGCCCUUGCGCUUCGUCUACGCCAGCGGCGCGAAAGCAGAGCGGGACCAGACCAAGAAGCCCUGGAUUCUCGGCGACUACACACUCAUGCGGGGCCGCAUCGAAACCCGGCUGCUCGACGCCACUAAGGAAUCUGGUGGCAUCAUGGAGACGUGCCUCCUUCGCCUUGGUCUGGUUAUGUCGCCUGAGAGGAUGGGAUUUGUCACGGGCAUGCUGGCCAAUGCCACCGCCAGCAUCAUUGGGCUCCCGCUCAUCGAUAUCCGGGAGAUUGGCGCUGCUGCUGUCAGCGCGGCCGUGCACGGCUUCAACAAGGACACGCUCGACAACGACGAUCUCAUCGCCAUGGGGCGCAAAGAGCUCAAGGAAAUGGGCGAGGAGCCGAGCACCUAG